Messenger RNA from Periophthalmus magnuspinnatus, 3584 nucleotides. It is a transcript of the gene sgms1a, whose product is annotated as sphingomyelin synthase 1a. The coding region runs from base 306 to 1529 and encodes 407 amino acids. Gene Ontology annotation, cellular component: Golgi membrane; endoplasmic reticulum membrane. The record is from RefSeq and is a predicted model, not a curated record. The transcript has 6 exons. Gene Ontology annotation, molecular function: ceramide cholinephosphotransferase activity; sphingomyelin synthase activity; protein binding. Lineage: Eukaryota; Metazoa; Chordata; Actinopteri; Gobiiformes; Gobiidae. Gene Ontology annotation, biological process: sphingomyelin biosynthetic process; ceramide biosynthetic process.
UCUGAAACCGCCUCCCAAUUCAACACCGGACAGAUUACGCUCACAUCCUCCCCGUCACCACAUCCACACGCAGCCGGGGACCAUUUUAAGCCGAUAUUUGGACCUGUCGUCUCCAAGGGCUGGACUCUGAGGGGAAAACCAAUGAGCUGAAGACAUCUUGUGCACACUUUUAUACCUUGUGUCGUCAGCUGAAGAGGCAGCCGGGCUCCUCUGCCACCCUCACCAUGUGCCAAAGCAGGAUAGGACACAGCCCUGCCCCAUAGACAGCGAGUUGUGCAGUGAUCCAGUGGCUCCUCUGUCCCAGGAUGAAGAAGGCGGGCUCAUGGACAGCAGAGGACGUGUCACGCUGGCUGACAGAGGAGGGCAUGUCUGAGUAUGUGGAUGCUCUGCAGGGGACUGAUGGGCCUGCUCUGCUCAGGCUCACUCGGGAGGACUUCAGGAAAACGCACCUGUGCCGCGUCUCCUCUGAUGGGGGCCAGCAGCUGUUGGAACGUGUGCAGACGCUGCUGAUCGAGAAUCAUAUUGAGACUCAUAAAAAUGGCCAUGCAAACGGGCACGCAGGGGGUCUGCCUAACGGGACCACCAAGCCCCACCGGAACGGCACUCUGGGACUAAGGAACUACGACAAGGAGAUGGUGCAGAUCCCUAUUCCCUCUAAAGAGGUUCGCUCCUCCUUCCCCACAGAGUGGGCUAAAACUGCAGUGUCCUUCAUCUAUGCAGUGGUGUGCUUUGUUACCACCACUGUGGUCAUCUCAGUGGUACAUGAGAGGGUCCCUCCUAAAGAGCACACUCCUCCUCUGCCUGAUAAGUUCUUUGACGUCUUUGACAGGAAAGAAUGGGCCUUCUCCAUCUGUGAGAUCAUUGGGAUGCUGCUGGUCUUACUGUGGUUCCUACAGUGGCUGCUCCUAAAGCACAGGUCAAUUAUAGGAAGGCGCUUUUUCUUUAUUGUGGGCACUCUUUAUAUGUAUCGGUGUAUCACCAUGUACAUCACCACUCUGCCUGUUCCUGGGAUGCACUUCAAAUGUUCUCCAAAGCUUCUGGGCGACUGGGAGGCACAGAUGAGAAGAAUAAUGAAGAUGAUCGCUGGAGGUGGUCUCUCCAUAACUGGUUCCCACACAAUGUGUGGAGAUUAUUUGUACAGUGGCCAUACCGUUAUGUUAACCAUAACAUACCUCUUCAUCAAUGAAUACUCUCCCAGGAGGUACUGGUGGUAUCCCUGGAUAUGCUGGGCACUGAGUGCUGUGGGAAUCUUCUGCAUCCUCCUGGCCCAUGACCACUACACUGUGGAUGUGGUGGUGGCCUACUUCAUCACAACACGCCUCUUCUGGUGGUAUCACUCCAUGGCCAACCAGCAGUCGCUCAAAGAGACGUCUCAGAGUAACCCAUUCUCGCGGGUUUGGUGGUUCCGAAUGUUCCAGUACUUUGAGGAGAACGUCCGCGGCACCGUCCCCAGGAACUACCAGCUGCCCACGUGGAGAGGCGUGCAAUGGGGCCGAGGGGUCCGCUACAGCAGGCUGGACCUUCAAUGAGCACCAGACAGACAGACAGACAGAGAGGGAGAGAGGGAGGGAGGGAGGGAGGGGGGGAUCAGGACUUCCAAAAGUGCAUAAGAGUACCCACUGCACUCUCAAUGUAGCGCUGUCUCUUCACCUCCACUAACAGACCUGUGCAAAUGGGUAACACUGUGACCCACUUAGGAUUUUUGUUUGUAUAUAUUUUUAAGUUGUCUCACAUCCUUUUUCUGGUCAACAAAAAGCACUAAUUUAUAAAGGUUUAGUGUCUUUACAAAAUAUCCUGCUUAUUUUUAGCAGACCAACAAAGCAUUUCAGCAAUGUUUUUUCUUGCAGCACAAAAAUGUAAAUAAUCAUGUCUUCAUAUUCUUACAAUUUUUUUAGUGCAAACAGUGUCAAUCAAAAACUUGUUUGAUAACCAAAAUGCCAUACGCAUUUGUUCUUUUUAUAGCAGAUUACUUUUUGUAAACUACUUGCUAAGAUGAGUCAAAAUGCAAAAACUGAAUUUUCUAAGUAUGUCGAGACUUUAUUUUUCAAAACUCAAAUGAUGUCCAAGAUUUUUAGAUUUUUACCUUUUUCAAGACGGACAGCGAGAGCAUACAGAGCUAACGUAGUAUAGCAUUUCUCCAGUGCCUUCCUUCGCUUGAUUGUAAAACAGUCCAAGUUCUAUGUGUCUUGUGUCUCUGUGCUGCUGUUGCACCCUCACAGCAGCAGGAGGCGGUACCUUACAAUAGUUUCAAAAUCUUGUUCCCAUGAAUGUAAAAUCAACAAAGCCAGCCUUAUCAGAAAAUUGGUCUUCCCAAAAUGAAGCGUGAGUUAAAUGUCCCGUUUCCAUGGAUAUUCGAAGAUGUCAAGUUUGUUAUGUAACUGUUCUAAAAGAGAAUUAUGACUGUUAACUGUAUUUGAUCAUGUCUAUAUCAUUUCAUAUGUACCUAAUCACUGAUCUAUUACAUCAUGGUGUUAUCUGCUCCUCUCGUUACGUUUUGUGUGUGUGUGGAGGUGGUCCUCUACACACUUUGUUUCCCUUUGAAUAACUAUAUGUUUCAUAUUAGUUUAAUUGUUAUAAUUUUGUCAUGAUGAAUUUAUAAAAGUAACAUUAUGGAAAGGGGUACAAAUUUCAGUUGUUCAAUUUGAAGUGAAACAGUAUUACAAAGCAUUUUUGAAUAUUUUGCCAAGUCCUUGACCUUUUGGUGGGUUCAUAAAGUUGAUUUUUAUUAUCAACAAUAAUUAAAUAAAUAUAACAAAUGUAACUAUUUAAAAUGUGCCUCGUUAUAUAAAUAUGCUAUAUAUAACUUUUUUUUUUUUUUUUUAUUGAACAUCUGAAAUUUCAAUUCUUAAUCCUUCUUUUAGUAUUGGUCGUAAUCAGUUGAGGAAUGUCAUAAGAUAGAUAUCAAACAGUUUAAUAAUGGUAUUUUUUUUCCCUUUUUUUAACAUGUCACUGUCCAAAUCCAGCUGCUGCUUCUAGAGUGAAGACGGUUUGCCUAUGACGUCAUCCUUUGCCUCCAAAGUGCAAUGAUCUUUCUUGCAGUAAGAAGCACUAGUGUUGAGUGAAGAGAACAAACCAUUGCAUGAUGCACACAGCCGAUGAUGUAUGUGGCCACAUGUAUGCAGAGCAGACAGCAUAGUAUUUCAGUUCCACAAAUGUGAAAUGAUGUGUUUUAUUUGACUGAAUUGUAAAAAUGUAUUUUUUCAUGACAUCAAACCGAUUAGCUUUGAUAAUGUGGCUGGCUUCACAAGCCCAGAUUUGAAAACUACCCAUGUCUUACCCAAUCAGCAUUUUCCUCUUGUAGCAAUGUCCAUUAUUUCAUGGUCUGUGCUGGGAUCAGGAUCCUUGCACAUGGAUAUAUUCUAUUGCAAGACAUGCCAAGUGUCUGUUUACACAUUGAGGCUCUCCUGGUAGAUCAUGAGGGGAGUGUGCCCAAUGAUGUGUUCUCUUGACCAUAAGGAGGCUAUGUUGUAGUAUGUCGACUGUUCCUCUAUUUUGUCCCUACUUGUGUGUGUAUACCAGAUGUUUGUAAGAUAAUGAUAAAGGGUUCUAUUUGGGACACUUUUGAAUAAAAAUAUAUCCAUAAA